GCCCGGGCGUCCAAUGGGACGGGCUUGGAAGAGACCCGGGCGGCCUCUGGAGCUUCAAAAACGUGUGAGGAGGGAAGAGAGUGCAGACGGAGCGUCAGCCGCUGCUGCUGCUUCCCUGGUCCUGUUUCACCGUUACCGCUGCCCCAGCCGGAACCCAGGUCACCAUGUCCUCAGCUCAUUUCAACCGAGGCCCCGCCUACGGGCUGUCUGCUGAGGUCAAGAACAAGCUGGCCCAGAAGUACGACCACCAUCGGGAGCAGGAGCUGAGAGAGUGGAUUGAGGGGGUGACGGGGCGCCGCAUUGGUAACAACUUCAUGGACGGCCUCAAAGAUGGCAUCAUCCUGUGCGAAUUCAUCAAUAAAUUGCAGCCGGGCUCUGUGAAGAAGGUAAACGAGUCGACCCAAAAUUGGCACCAGCUGGAGAACAUUGGCAACUUCAUCAAGGCCAUUACCAAGUAUGGGGUGAAGCCCCAUGACAUCUUUGAGGCCAAUGACCUGUUUGAGAACACCAACCACACCCAAGUGCAGUCCACUCUCCUGGCCCUGGCCAGCAUGGCCAAGACGAAAGGAAACAAGGUGAAUGUGGGAGUGAAGUAUGCAGAGAAGCAAGAACGGAAAUUUGAGCCUGAGAAGCUAAGAGAAGGGCGUAACAUCAUUGGACUACAGAUGGGCACCAACAAGUUUGCCAGCCAGCAGGGCAUGACUGCCUAUGGCACUCGGCGCCACCUUUAUGACCCCAAGCUGGGCACGGACCAGCCCCUAGACCAGGCUACCAUCAGCCUACAGAUGGGUACCAAUAAGGGCGCCAGCCAGGCUGGCAUGACUGCACCUGGGACCAAGCGGCAGAUCUUCGAGCCAGGGCUGGGCAUGGAGCACUGUGACACACUCAAUGUCAGCCUGCAGAUGGGUAGCAACAAGGGGGCCUCCCAGCGGGGCAUGACGGUGUAUGGGCUGCCACGCCAGGUCUACGACCCCAAGUACUGCCUGACGCCGGAGUACCCAGAACUAGGCGAGCCCACCCACAACCACCAUCCGCACAACUAUUACAACUCCGCCUAGUGGUCCCCCAGAAAGGCUGGCUGCUGCUCUCGGCUGGACCCAGCCAGGUCCAGCUGACCCCCUCCCCCUGCAUGGCGUCCUCCAGCCCCCUGCCUACAGGGUUACAGUUUGGGGAGUGCAGACUGGGGGGUCUGGAGGGGGAAGGAGGCCCGCCUCCCUGUAGUGCUGAAGUACCCAACAUACAGCUGGGUGACCCCCUCAACACCCAGAAGAUGCACUGAGCAAAUCUAUUCCAGCUGCCCCCCACUCCCUCACAAGUGGGUGCCCCCCAGGAUCAGAAGUUGCCCCCCCAAGCGAAGCCCCCAGAGCUCAGGCUCGGCCCGCCCCCGCCCCAUCCCCACAGUGGGAGCAAACUGCAUGCCCAGAGACGCAGCGGACACACGCGAUUUGGUUUGCAGCGACUGGUGACUGGCGGCCGUGGAUGUGACGGCAGCAUUUGUAACAAGAGCACUUUCUUUUUUCUAUUUCACUGGAGCACAAUAAAUGGCUGUAAAAUC
Messenger RNA from Castor canadensis (American beaver), 1555 nucleotides. RefSeq names its product calponin 1 (gene Cnn1). Gene Ontology annotation, cellular component: actin cytoskeleton. The record is from RefSeq and is a predicted model, not a curated record. NCBI's taxonomy places the organism in Eukaryota, Metazoa, Chordata, Mammalia, Rodentia, Castoridae. Gene Ontology annotation, biological process: actomyosin structure organization; actin filament organization. Gene Ontology annotation, molecular function: actin filament binding.